Selaginella moellendorffii is the source of this 979-nucleotide messenger RNA. RefSeq names its product protein SPIRAL1-like 1. The transcript is spliced from 3 exons. Bases 333 to 725 code for a protein of 130 amino acids. Gene Ontology annotation, biological process: cortical microtubule organization. Lineage: Eukaryota; Viridiplantae; Streptophyta; Lycopodiopsida; Selaginellales; Selaginellaceae. Gene Ontology annotation, cellular component: cortical microtubule, transverse to long axis. The record is from RefSeq and is a predicted model, not a curated record.
AUCCGCAUCAACGGUUACCUAGCGCCUGUCACGUUCUCUCAUUUGGAGGGAGAGAGAGAGCGAGAGAGAGAGAGAGAGAGAGGUUUCUCACAGGGCUUCUCCAAAGCUCUCUAGGCUAGGGCGAGAGAGAGAGAAGAGGGCUUGGCAUUCGUUCUCUAGGGUUUUUGGGGAAAGAAAAAAGAAUGGUCUGUCGUGCUCUUCUUCUUGCCUAGUAGAUCGCGCAGCGCCGUCGCCAGAUCUGCUAUCUCUCUUAGCUCGGGCGCCGAUUCGAUCCAUCGCGGCUAGAUUUGCGGGAGUUUCCCCAGGGUUUCGCAGAUCUCCCUCGCUCGACAAUGGGUCGCGGUGUGAGCAGUGGUGGAGGGCAGAGCUCCCUGGGCUACUUGUUUGGAUCUGACGAGCCGGCCAAGUGCUCCAGACCUUCGGCCCCGCCUCCGCCGCAGCAGCAACCUCCCGCCGCUGCCGCCGCCGCCGCUGCUGCCGCGACGCCGCCUCCAGCCGGCAUUUCGAGAAAUCAUCCCACUCCAACGCCCACGCAUGCCCCGGCCGCUUGCAAGCACGAAGAGAAUGGCGACGCUGGUGUUGUCAAGCUAGGCAGGAACAACAACAAUUACCACCGCGCUGAUGGCCAAAACACUGGCAACUUCAUCACGGACCGCCCAUCGACCAAAGUCCACUCGGCUCCCGGCGGUGGUUCUUCGCUCGGCUAUCUCUUCGGCGGGAAGUGAGUGAGAGCCCGGCUCCGUGCCACGAUACAAUCUUUCUGUCUGGAAAGAAAGAGGUUUGGCACUCUUAAUAUCAUGGGUGGUUGUGGUGUGUGAGCAAAGAUCCGAAAACAAACCAAAAAAAAUGGAGAAAACAUUACUAUACAGGCAUUCCUCGUCGUAAUAAUUCCUGGAAAGUGUGUAUGUAUGUAGCAGCUAUACUUUGCGAGCUGCAAAGACGAUAUCAUCAAAUCACAAACGUUUCGUUUUGGAAAAAA